AUGUCGCAAGGCAAUGAGCGCCAAGAACAACCGCCCAGCGGCCAUCACAGCGAAGAUGUCAUCCGGUCAAAAGCUUUGCUGGCAGACCUAGGCGUCGAGGAAUAUGACCCGAAAGUUUUGGAUCUACUGAAUGAUAUUGCCUACCAAACGGCCACGGAACUACUCAACACAGCGCGAUCGGUCUCUACGCAUUGCGGAAAGUCUUCAAUUGAAGUAACUGACGUGCGAAUCGCGAGCGAAUUUCUUGGAUAUAAUAGAGCGGACGGGCCAACGCGAGAUCAGAUUACGCAGAUAGCCAAGCACACGAAUGAACAACCUCUUCCCCAAAUCAGACACAGCAACGGCUUGAAGCUGCCUAACGAUCGUUUUUGCUUGUUGCAAAAUAACGUCAGGUGGAGGAUGGACAACCCGCCUCCCGCGAAACCUGCUGCCCACCUCGGUGCCGGUGACAUGCCCACCCAAUUCCGCCCCGAACAAGUCAACGCUAUGCUAAAGCGAAAGGCGCCGGCAGACGAUUUUGAC
Messenger RNA from Mesorhabditis spiculigera, 522 nucleotides. The record is from the annotation of a GenBank genome assembly. Lineage: Eukaryota; Metazoa; Nematoda; Chromadorea; Rhabditida; Rhabditidae.